AUGGAUGAAUUUGAACAUGGGGAUUCACACCGAGCUGACAGGAGUUUGGUCACUGCUUCUUCAUCUCAGUUUCCGCCAAAGACCUCGCAUCCCAAAUUUUCCGCAUCACCCCCAAAUGUCCCACAGCAUCACUACGAGAAAAGUGACAAGAGAAAGACCACGUCUCAGAGGCUACAUGAAAUGGAAGAUUUCCCGUCAAAACCCAUUCUAGCACCGAGCUUCAACAACCCCACGCCGCACAACAGUGAAGAUCAACCUUUGCCGUCUCCGGCUUCGGAAAUCCGAGUGGAAAGGAUUGCCUUUGAUGCUGUGCAUGAUCCCUCACAGUCAUCAAAAGAUAUCAGCAUUCAACUUGAUGUUCCUAUCGAGCAUGACUUGAGCCCAUAUUUGGAGGACUUCUGCCGAUUUCGACGCUUGGGAAGGUUCAAAGAGGCUAGGGAUAUCUAUCAGUCGAAGCUUGCUCAAUAUAGCACCAUCCCGUACAUCUUUAUACACUAUGCGGAGAUGCUUGUUGUGUCGGGGGAUUAUAAGAGCUUCCAGGAACUCACUUUUCCCGGCCUGAACGAGGAAAAGGAUCCGAAGAGCGCGACAGACGGCAAGCUCAAAACCAAUUUUGAGCUCUUGAAACUUGUCACGCGCUCACCGAUAUGGAAUUAUACUGUAGUGGCGUUGGAGACUGUUCGGCGCGUUUUAGAGGACCUUUAUAAUGAAGAAGUAAUAGGAUCAACAGAGAUUCAAAUUCUCUCCCUUUGCCUUCAAGUAUUGAGUUACUUGAAAGCAUCCUCACACAGCCAGGUUGUGGCCCAAGCAAUACAGGAUGCCAAAGCAUUGUUGGAUCUGGAGCUCCUCUACUAUCGCUUGCUGAGCGAAGCUCGUGUCUGGGACUUCAGGGAUCUGCUCGUCAGCACCGUCUUACUAUUUGGGUGGCUAGAGACCAUCGCAAUGCUCUUCAAAACCAAAGAUUUGGACGGGGCAUUUGCGCGUAUCCACGAAGAUUGGGCCCAGUUGGAGAGCAGUGAAUCCGUCAUACUUGGUCUCUUGGACGUUUUCACCUCUCUCAUGUUGCAAAUCCGUCCUCUCGACCAAGGAGCUGAGUUGUUGUCACCAACGUUAGUCGAACAUGCCCGCGUUUUUGCGGAAUCCGUCAAGAAGGAUAACGCGGAUAACACAAAAACGAGACCUUUCAUUCAGUGGAUUCUCGCUAAAACAUGGUGGGAAACUCGCCCAACAUCAAAGCGUCCUGACGGGUUUACCAUCAAUGACUUCCAGGGGCUCUUGCUUGAGCAAGGGGAUGGUAUACACCUUCCGGUUUUUGUCCCCAACAAGCAUUUCGAAAGGCCUGACUGGGCACUGGUUUCCGCACGGCCAAAUACAGCGCAACGAGAGGCCGUCGAGGUUGCACUAGGAAUGGCCAUGGAGGGAAACGACUUAUAUCUACAAGCCUUGGCCUUAAAGAUUCUUUGUCUGCAAUCUCCCGAUCCAACGGGGCCGAUGAAUGUUUUGUCUACUGUGCAACUUGAUUUGCAAGGUGAUAUGGAAGGCUUCCUAGGCACCUGCCUGGCAAGAUACCUCGUGCCACAGGGACAAAAUGAAGCCGAUGAGAAGGAGCUUUUGCGAAACUUCAAGCAACUUGAUAACGUCUCGGGACGCUCAUAUCUCCAUUCCGUUGUUAAUCCUUCGUUCAUUUGGGCCCGGGAUGUCAUUCACGGUCAUAUUUGGGCGAACUUCACUGGGAAACAGACCCAGACACCUGACUGGGCAAUGAAUCUGAGGAUCUAUGGCCCAAGGCUUCCUCAAUACGUCGCCACUUUCAUCGAGGACCACUUUCGUUUAUCACGGAAAUGCCGAAUAAGGGCGAGGAAGCGUCUUCGAAGGGUCCCGCGCAAGCAAGUGGCAACCUAA
Messenger RNA from Neurospora hispaniola, 1902 nucleotides. RefSeq lists its product as uncharacterized. Lineage: Eukaryota; Fungi; Ascomycota; Sordariomycetes; Sordariales; Sordariaceae. The transcript has 2 exons. The record is from RefSeq and is a predicted model, not a curated record. Bases 1 to 1902 code for a protein of 633 amino acids.